AUGGCUACUGCAGACUUCGACAGGUCGGAGCCUCUCCCUCUUAUGGGAUUUAUUGCCGUGGAGGUCAAGAUCCAUCGCCCUGCAGGAGAUCCAUUCAAUGAGAAGACCUGGCCGUUCCCUCUCUUGCGGGAGAUAGCACCGGGGUCGACUGAGUCUCAGAUAGUGACCAGCGACAAAUAUGACAGCGACUUCAUUGAUCGCUUCGUCGAGACUGGCAAAAAGCUUGCAGACCGAGGAUGCGUUGGGCUCCUUACGAGCUGCGGUUUCCUUUGCAAUGCCCAGCCCGAACUGUCGGCUCGUCUGCCGAUUCCGAUUGCCACAUCUUCUCUACUCCAGCUGCCAUCUGUCCUGAGUUUGCUUCCUGUCAACAAAUCCGUUGGUGUGAUCACUUACAACGGUGACAACCUCGGCCAAAAGCAUCUGGAGUCCCUUGGGAUCAUACAUUAUGCUCCUAGGAUCCAGAUUCGCGGUCCUCCUGCGGAUGGUCCGCUGAGAAAGCUGAUGGUUGGCCUAGGACCUUACAUCCACGCCCAGGUGGAAGCCGAGUUGGUCGAGGUAGCCGUCGGGCUGCUCAAGGACUAUCCUGACAUAGGAGCAUUCGUGCUGGAGUGUACUCAGAUGCCGCCUUUCGCGGAAGCUAUCCAGAAGGCGGUUGGGAACAUCCCCGUUUACGAUGUCUACACCAUGGCAACAUGGUUCUACUCUGGUCUGGUCCGACGGAGACCCAAGAGAUGGGGCAAUAUUGAUACUUGA
Messenger RNA from Thyridium curvatum, 753 nucleotides. RefSeq lists its product as uncharacterized. NCBI's taxonomy places the organism in Eukaryota, Fungi, Ascomycota, Sordariomycetes, Thyridiales, Thyridiaceae. The record is from RefSeq and is a predicted model, not a curated record. The transcript is spliced from 2 exons. Bases 1 to 753 code for a protein of 250 amino acids.